Molecule: messenger RNA, 931 nt
Organism: Paralichthys olivaceus (Japanese flounder)
Lineage: Eukaryota; Metazoa; Chordata; Actinopteri; Pleuronectiformes; Paralichthyidae
Gene: ift27
Product: intraflagellar transport 27 homolog (Chlamydomonas)
Biological process (GO): intraciliary transport; vesicle-mediated transport
Cellular component (GO): intraciliary transport particle B; sperm flagellum
Molecular function (GO): GTP binding; GTPase activity
Source: RefSeq, a predicted model, not a curated record
GCUAGGAGACGCGUUGUGUUCAUGUUGCCGAGGCGGAAGUAGAAAUGUCUUCGAGCAGCUGCACGUUUUGGUUUAUUUGGAUUAUUUCACAUUUUGAACGAAGCCGCAGCGCGAACUUCGUUUGAGCCGAAGUGAGUUAGUGUCAUGGUGAAGCUGAGGGCGAGGUGUCUGCUCGUCGGAGAUGCUGCCGUGGGGAAAACUGCCCUCUCUCAUGUGUUCCACAGCGAUGGUACACUCUUCCAGAAGAACUACAGCAUGACGACCGGAGUGGAACUACUGUUAAAGUGUGUCAACGUCCCAGAGACCAGCGACAGUGUUGAGCUCUACAUCAUAGACUCUGCGGGGAAGGAGACGUUAGUGGAAGCCUGCGAGAAAAUGUGGGGUGAGCCGUCUCUGCUGUGCCUGGUUUUCGACCUGACCAGCGAGCAGUCUUUUGCCAACUGCAGCCGCUGGAUGGAGAGAGUCCGUGGCCACUUCCAAGGUCUCCAUGUUCCAGGUGUCCUGGUGGGCAACAAAUCAGACCUGUCCGCCAGAAGAGAGGUACAGACAGCCAUGGCCCAGGAAUGGGCCCAGAGCCAGGGGUUGGAUUACCACGAGACAUCAGCCAGGGAGAUGGAGAAUUGUGACGCACCGCUCCUCAGUUUGGCCCGGGCCUUGCAGUCUCUCUAUCAAGAACAUCGAGAGACCAUCCAGAACCUGAGCCCAGGCUAGACCCGCCCCCACUCACACACGCACAUACACACCUCGACGUUUUUUACCAGAGGGAUAGUACGCCCAAUGUUUCGAAUCAUCGAACCUCAUAAACUUUAUGGAUACAGAAUAUAAGGAAGCAAAUUCAAAUAAACCUCCCGUGGUCUUUUGUACCAGCCGCGCUACAGGCGCUGAAGAGCAGAGUUUUGAUUUGCCGAUGAAUAAAGUUUGUUUUCUUUGA